CCUACCUAGCAAAUAUGGGUUCAGAACUUAAACUCCCUUUUGUGGAUUUCUCAAAUAUUGACCAAAACACGAACUGGGAUUUAACAAAAUCCCAAGUCCAUAGAGCCCUUGAAGAAUUUGGUUGCUUCGAAACAACCUACGCCAGCAUCCCACCGGAGCUCCAAACGUCCAUUUUUGAUUCAUUAAAAUUACUUUUUGAUCUCCCUUUACAAACCAAAAUCAAAAACAAGUCUUCAAAGCCCUUUCAUGGCUACGUAGGUCAGUACCCAAUGGUGCCACUCUAUGAGAGCAUGGGCAUUGACGAUGCACCUAUUCUUGAGAAAGUAGAAAGCUUCACCAAAAUGUUGUGGCCCAAAGGCAACACCGAAUUUUGCAAGACUAUACAAGAGUUUUCGGAGAAGCUAUCCAAACUUGAUCAAAUGGUGAGGAUGAUGGUGUUGGAGAGCUUGGGAUUAGAAAAGUAUGUGAAGGAACACAUGGAUUCAACAAAUUAUUUGCUUCGAGUCAUGAAAUACAAAGGACCCGAAACAAACGAGUCCAAACUAGGACUCAAUUCUCAUACCGACAAGAACAUUGUCACGAUUUUACAUCAAAAUCAAAUCGAUGGAUUAGAAGUGCAAGCAAAAUCCGGAGAUUGGAUCAAGAUUCAACCUUCACCCAAUUCUUUCAUUGUAAUGAUUGGUGAUUCACUCUAUGCAUGGACGAAUGGACGAUUGCAUUCACCUUAUCAUCGGGUGAUGAUGAGUGGAGACAAAGCGAGGUAUUCUCUUGGGUUGUUUUCGAUACCAAAGGCUGGGUAUGUGGUAAAAUCCCCAAAGGAGGUUGUAGAUGAUGAACACCCAUUACUCUUCAAACCAUUUGAUCAUGUUGAGUUCCUUCAGUUUUACUACACUGAGGCUGGCCAACGAGCCCAAUCUGCUCUCAAGACUUAUUGUGGUGUCUAAAGUAUUACAUGAUCUUCAUCUUUACAUAUCCAUUUUGUUGAUGUAUGGACUUUCAUUAGUACAUCUCACUUGUGUUUGUUCAUGUAUUAUUGUAUUCGUAUAGGUGUGUAUGUGUGUGUAUGUAUAUCAAUCAUGGAAGACUAGAAAAUUUUCCAUAUACAUGAUAAUUUACAAAAAGAAUAUAUUUAUGUCAGGG
This is a messenger RNA of Lactuca virosa, 1140 nucleotides long. The record is from the annotation of a GenBank genome assembly. Lineage: Eukaryota; Viridiplantae; Streptophyta; Magnoliopsida; Asterales; Asteraceae.